This is a messenger RNA of Callorhinchus milii (elephant shark), 5395 nucleotides long. Its product is annotated as collagen alpha-1(III) chain. Gene Ontology annotation, molecular function: protein binding; extracellular matrix structural constituent. Bases 75 to 4451 code for a protein of 1458 amino acids. The transcript is spliced from 51 exons. NCBI's taxonomy places the organism in Eukaryota, Metazoa, Chordata, Chondrichthyes, Chimaeriformes, Callorhinchidae. The record is from RefSeq and is a predicted model, not a curated record.
ACUGUGAUUGCUGUUUGGACUGGACCUGUUGUUGAGGGAAAAAGAACAUGCUGAGUUGAUGUUAGGCUAGUUGCAUGCCCUUUGAUUUGCAGAGAGACUUGUGUUUAGUAUUAGACAUGGAGAGCUUUGUGCACACAGGGACCUUCCUCCUACUUGUAAUAACACAGUUGUCAUUAACAGUGGCACAAGAAGAAGUGUGCUCACAUGAAGGGAAAGUGUUUAACAACAGAGACAUCUGGAAACCAGAGCCGUGCAGAAUCUGCGUUUGCGACACUGGGAACAUCCUCUGUGACGAAAUACCGUGUGAUGAUGUAGACUGCCCGGAUGCUGAGAUCCCCUUUGGAGAAUGCUGUCCUAUAUGUCCAGAAACUCCCACUAAUGGUAUUAAACCCAAAGGACCAAAAGGGGAUCCAGGUCCGGCCGGGCCACCUGGAAGAAAUGGUUAUCCAGGACCUCCUGGUCCCCCUGGACUUCCAGGCCUACCCGGCGGUGGUAGCAGCGGGUCUGGUGGGUAUGGUCCUCCAGUAGGAUGGGAUUUCAAAGGCCUCAGUGGUGGUGGUGGUGGUGGGGCAUAUGGGAUAGUUAGUCAACCGGGCCUUCAAGGACCGAGAGGCAUUCGUGGAUCACCUGGGUCACCUGGUUCUCAAGGUUAUCAAGGCCCAGCAGGUGAGCCCGGGUCACCUGGCUCCAGUGGUUCACAAGGUCCUCCUGGUCCAUUGGGUCCACCUGGGUUACGAGGAAAGGAUGGUGAUUCUGGGAGAGCAGGGAGACCUGGCGAGCCUGGACCUCCAGGUCUUACAGGUCCCCAUGGCCGACCAGGAAUGUCUGGCAUGCCUGGAAUGAAGGGUCACAGAGGUUUUGAUGGACGUAAUGGAGCUAAAGGUGAAACUGGAGCUCAUGGCUUGAAGGGUGAAGUCGGGGCUCCUGGAAACAAUGGUGUUCCUGGCCAGAUGGGUUCUCGUGGCCUCCCUGGUGAGAGAGGACGUGCUGGAAAUCCAGGAUCUUCUGGCAGUCGUGGUCACGAUGGAUUACCUGGCAAAGAUGGCACAGCAGGUCAAGAUGGCAAACCUGGCUCACCUGGUUUUCCAGGAAUCGCAGGUCAUAAGGGUGAGUCUGGCACACCAGGUUCUCGGGGAUUUAAUGGUAUUCCAGGGAAAAUGGGAGAACCAGGACACCAGGGUCCCUCCGGAACUCCGGGUACACCUGGCAAUCGCGGAAAAGAUGGAUCGCCUGGUUCCAGAGGUUCAAUGGGUCCUUCUGGUAUUCCUGGCAACCCUGGUGGUCCAGGUCCUAUUGGCCACCCAGGUUCCUCAGGGGCUGUCGGAGGUCCUGGACCUAGAGGUUUACCGGGUGAAAGUGGCAAACCUGGAGCAAAUGGCAGUCCUGGUUCCAAGGGUGAAAGUGGUGCAACUGGAACUCCAGGUGUCCCUGGUUCUUCUGGAGAAGAAGGUAAAGCAGGUCCACCUGGUGAGAAAGGGUCUUCUGGUCCAAAUGGUCUUCCUGGUGAGAGGGGAUCACCUGGGAUGAAUGGAAUUCCAGGUCCCGGUGGACUUCCUGGUGAAAAGGGUCCUGCUGGAAGCAUUGGAUUACCCGGUCCUUCUGGUCCUAAAGGUAGCUCUGGUGAUUCAGGACGCCCUGGAGAUCCUGGCAUCCCUGGGCAAAGAGGAAUACAAGGAAGUCCAGGACACGCAGGAAAAGGUGGUCUACCUGGACCACAGGGUCUAUCUGGUGAGAGGGGUGGUCCAGGUCCUGAUGGUAGACCAGGUUCAAGAGGACAACCAGGGGUGAUGGGGUUUCCUGGCCCAAGGGGUGGUGAUGGUCAAUCUGGCAAGAAUGGUGAGAGAGGUCCUCAGGGAUCAGCUGGUGUCCGAGGUCUACCAGGCAAAAGUGGUGAUAUUGGUCUUCCUGGUCCCAGCGGACUUUCGGGACCGACUGGUGAACGAGGAGAGCCAGGGGCUCCAGGUUCUCCAGGAUUCCAGGGUCUAACUGGUACUUCAGGUCCUCCUGGUGAAAACGGCAAGCCUGGGGAUCCAGGUCCCUCUGGUACAAAUGGUCUCCCGGGUCCAUCAGGUUCCAAAGGUGAGGCUGGCAAUUCAGGUGAACGUGGAGUCCAGGGUCUUCCAGGACCUUCAGGAUUACGAGGUUUUCCUGGUUCUAGUGGACCAGCAGGAUCCAAGGGUCCCAUUGGGCCUGCAGGUCCUCCAGGUUCAAUAGGAGCUUCAGGAUUGCAAGGUAUGCCAGGUGAAAGGGGAGGUCCAGGUGACCAAGGUGUUAAAGGUGAAAAAGGAGAACUUGGUACUAGAGGUCCUGAUGGCAUGCCUGGCAAAGAUGGUAGUAGAGGUUCCCAAGGUCCUACCGGUUUACCAGGACAACAUGGAUCCAUAGGACAAAGAGGUGAGCCUGGCUCUGCUGGUGGUCCUGGCCCUGUUGGUGCUCGUGGCAGUCCUGGUGAACGAGGAGAACCUGGUUCCAAAGGACCUAGUGGAUUUCCUGGGACUCCAGGUCUUGAUGGGCAGGCUGGCCCAAAAGGCUCAAUUGGGAAUUCUGGUCCAAAAGGUAAUUCCGGCUCUCAAGGACUUCCUGGCCCCAGCGGGUCUCCUGGUCAAAUGGGUCUUCCUGGAUCAGCGGGUCCAAAAGGCAGCCGUGGCUCCUCGGGUGCUCCUGGCGCUGGUGGUUUUCCUGGUUCACCUGGUAGAAUUGGACCUCCUGGCAUAUCAGGUUCCACAGGAUCACCUGGACCUCCAGGCAUAUCUGGCAAAAUUGGUCUUCCUGGUUCAAGUGGCAAAACUGGCAAGGAUGGUAGUCCUGGGUCACAGGGUAUCAAAGGUGUGCCUGGUGAUCCUGGUGAAAGAGGUGCCCCUGGUAAAGAUGGGCUUGUGGGUCCUUCUGGCAUGGUUGGUCCAUUGGGGCUGAUUGGAUCAAGAGGUAUGCCAGGAACAAGAGGUGUAAUGGGACUCCAAGGUAGUCCAGGGCUGCAAGGUUUACAGGGCGAACCUGGCAAACUAGGUAGUCCCGGUAGUCCUGGUGAACGAGGAUCUACUGGCCCAAUCGGACUCCCUGGUAUUAGCGGUCCCCCUGGUGGGAGUGGAAGAGAUGGUAACUCUGGUGCUGAUGGUGUUCCUGGGCGUGAUGGAGGUCCAGGCCCUAAGGGUAAUCGAGGUGAGCCUGGCACUUCAGGUCACCAAGGUGCUCCAGGUAUGCCUGGUCCCCCAGGUCAGACUGGCCAAGCUGGCAAACAAGGCAACAAAGGGGAAUCGGGUAAUUCAGGCUCGGAUGGUCGUCCGGGUUCACCUGGGCCUUCAGGACAUCCAGGAUCUCAAGGUCAUCCAGGACCAAAGGGUGAAAGAGGGCAGCCUGGGGGAAUGGGCAUCAAAGGUCACCGUGGAAUUCCUGGUGGACCAGGUCUACCAGGGCCACCUGGUUCCUUUGGUGAAUUAGGUCAACCUGGAAAUCCUGGAUCUCAAGGUGCCAGAGGUCCUUCAGGUAAAACUGGUCCUCCUGGUAAAGAUGGCAUCAGCGGGUAUCCUGGCGCCAUGGGUCCUCCCGGUCCCAGGGGUACACGAGGUGAAUCUGGCACUCCUGGGCCUCAUGGUGAAAAAGGUAUCCCUGGUUUCCCUGGGUCACCUGGUCCUCCUGGGCCCUGCUGUGGAGCGGCAAUAAGUGGAGUGCCUUCUGGCGAGAAGGGUGUGCCAUAUGGGUAUUACAACGACCAGCCCGGAGAUGCCAAGAAGCAACAGGAUGCAGAGGUAAUAGCGACCCUGAAAUCACUAAACGGACGGAUAGAUGCCAUGGUGAGCCCUGACGGAUCACAGAAGAAUCCAGCCCGAAGUUGCCGUGACCUAAAAUCCUGCCACCCGGAAUUUAACAGUGGAGAGUACUGGAUUGAUCCCAACCAAGGCUGUAAAUUGGACGCCAUCAAGGUGCACUGCAACAUGGAGACUGGGGAGACCUGCAUGCACCCUAACCCUGCGAACAUCCCACGUAAGAGCUGGUGGUCAAACAGAGGCAGCCAUGAGAUGAAGCAUGUGUGGUUUGGAGAGUCUAUGGAUGGCGGCUUUCAUUUCAGCUAUGGUGACCAGGGCGUGGAUGAAGACGUUGCUGAAAUCCAAAUGGGAUUCCUUCGUCUGCUUUCCGUUCGAGGUUCCCAGAAUAUAACAUACCACUGUAAGAAUAGCAUUGCAUACCUGGAUGCUGAAGCUGGAAAUGUCAAGAAGGCUUUAAGGCUGAUGAGCUGGUCUGAUUCUGAACUCAAGGCUGAAGGAAACAGCAAAUUGAAGUAUGGGAUCCUUGAAGAUGGAUGCAGUAAGCACAGUGGAGAGUGGGGCAAGACAGUCAUUGAGUUUAGAACACGGAAGACUAUUCAUUUGCCUCUUGUGGACAUUGCUCCCAUGGAUAUCGGUGCUGAGGACCAGGAAUUUGGCAUUGACAUUGGCCCUGUCUGCUUCUUGUAAUAUUUAGGAUUAUUUCAAUGCAAUUGUUUCCCGUUCUACUAAAAAAAAACGGACACUGAACUCAUCCAUCUCUUUACUGCAUCUAUCUACAUGCAUAUGUUUUGAUACCCCCAUCAAGACUGAAUUAACCUGCAAUCAUUAUUUAUAGUUUUUAAUUAAGACAAUAAAUUGUGAGAAAUAUCAAAAUGGAAGAGCUGCAGCAAGAGAAUUCUGCCAAACAUAAGGAUACAAGUGAGCAUUUGCACACGGUGCUUAGCGCUGGGUUAAAUCAGCAAAGAUUCCUUUACCCAGCACAACUUGAUGAAAGUCAUAACCUGAUGGAGCUUCCCCAGUUUCAACUACCUCAUAAUGGACAGAAACUGCAAUAGGUUUUAAUGCUCCCAGGAGGAUCCAUGCACUACACUGGGAAGCUGAGUAUGCACAGGGUUACAACAACAACUUGCACUUAUAUAGCUCCCUCCACACAGGGCAGCGUCUCCGAGUGCUUGAAUACAGAUCAUACAAGGAUGAUUCAACCACAGGUGUAAGUUUGUAGGUAGUUAUCACUGAUGCUCCUAGGUGACUAAACUGAAGCAAAUGUUAAAAUAUCCUGAAGUUCACUGUUACUCACUGGUGUUCCCUUCUGUUUUUUAUUUUUAUUGAAUUGGUGCUAUUAAAGGAACAGAUAUUCUAAAGUUGGUCAAAAAAACUUUUUGAUCAAUUCCUUGUUUAAGUAUAUUCACUUACUGAUCAGUAUUGUCACCAUUUUACCAGCUUUCCACACAUCAACCAUUUUCUAUAUUAUUGUCAAUAAUAAUCAAGUGGAUAAAGGAAAGGUUUCAACUUAUUUUUUUACUGAUACUAACCUCAAUCUAUAGAGGAAAGGCCAAACUUUUUUAUUCUAUCAUGCUAUUGUACACGUUUGGUUGUCAUAAAAGGAACAAAUAAAAUUUUAUUGAAAAAUC